GGAAGGGCCGUGCUUGUUUCCGGAGCGUGCAGAAGGCUGUAAAACAUCACUUCCAAACCCUCAACACCAAAGUGUGUCCUCGUGUGCCUGACCGGGAGCCAUCGCAGGAGCGUCCACAAACACCCAGAGCAGACACAGAUCCGCUUAAUUACCCACUUUGUUCUUUCUUAAUGCGUUAUCAUAGAGUGAGACUGGAAAUUGUGUCACGAUACUUCUACUUUCCGUAUGAAGCGAGACUGCAACAUGGAGCAGAAUACUUUCGCUCUCUUUAUGAAGUGGGAGAAAAACUGAGACUGGGAGACAACGAAGAAGUCUUUGUCCAUGAAGGAAUAAGGAGAUCAGACGGCUAAAAAGUGCUCAUCAAAUUUGCUGGGAAACAUUUUUUUGCUGGAAUGACAUUGAUAUCGGAUGAGUUAUUCAAACCCUGGUAUCACGAGGCAAUUAUAAUCUUGACGCUGCAAAGGCCUCCGUCCUGUGACCAUGUCAUACGAUUAUAUGACUGGUUUAUCAUGGAGGAACAAGACGUCUUGGUCAUAGAAAAUCUCCAUCCGUGUGUGACUCUGUCUGAGUUCAUCAGACAAAACAGACGUCACCUGAAUGAAGAAACAGCCAGACGCGUCCUGCAGCAGCUCACCGUUGCACUGAAGCACUGUUUGGAUCGUGGCGUUGGUCCUGUCACAGAUUUGAGAAGAGUUCUCAUCAACACAUACACCCUGCAGCUGAAGAUAAUGGACUUUACAUAUGCAGACUUAAUCCCAAAUGUACAAUAUGACUCAAGCCGCAGAGCGAGAUUUGUAGUAACAGCAGUUGAAGGAUUAUACAAAGUGAUGAAAGAGCUCAUCGAUCGAUUUCCACUUUGGGAAAAAGCAUUUCUGUCCAAAGAUUGCAGGGAUCUUCUUCAGAAACUUGGGCACGGUGGGCCAGCAAUGAUCGAGACUUUAGAGGACAUCUUAGAUCAUGCAUGGUUAAGAGACGCAUCCACAGCGAAUGAAGGAGAAGGAAUCUGA
Onychostoma macrolepis is the source of this 1007-nucleotide messenger RNA. Its product is annotated as serine/threonine-protein kinase prk-2-like. Gene Ontology annotation, cellular component: cytoplasm. Gene Ontology annotation, biological process: regulation of mitotic cell cycle; protein autophosphorylation; negative regulation of apoptotic process. Lineage: Eukaryota; Metazoa; Chordata; Actinopteri; Cypriniformes; Cyprinidae. The transcript is spliced from 6 exons. The coding region runs from base 393 to 1007 and encodes 204 amino acids. The record is from RefSeq and is a predicted model, not a curated record. Gene Ontology annotation, molecular function: protein serine/threonine kinase activity.